AUGAAAAAAAUUAAAAACGAUUUAAUACCUUUUUUACACUACGAUUUAAAGAGUGCACAGUCCUUAGUAUCUUUUAAUAAACUGCUAAAUAAAGAAUACAUAAGCGGAGAGAUUCAUAAGAAUAUAAUUUUAAAUACAAAUCAAAAAUCUAGUUUUCUUUAUUUUGAAGUUGGAAAAAAUGAAGUAAUCCUCGGAUUUAAAAAUACGAACCAUGAAUUAUAUCAAAAACUUUUACAGAUCAAAGAUCGUAAAAUAUUUGAAAUAAAUGAACAACAUAAAGACAAUCAAGAAGAAGACAUAGCUGAUAUGAUUAAAGAUAUUAAAAAUUAUUCAUAUAUUCAAGGAGGUGCUAUCAUAACAUUCAAUAAAAAAUUAUUAAAGGAUUAUAUUCAACUCAAAUUAAAAACGUUUAAAGAACUCCCCAACGAAUAA
This is a messenger RNA of Plasmodium adleri (nom. inval.), 432 nucleotides long. Its product is annotated as conserved Plasmodium protein, unknown function. The record is from RefSeq and is a predicted model, not a curated record. The coding region runs from base 1 to 432 and encodes 143 amino acids. NCBI's taxonomy places the organism in Eukaryota, Apicomplexa, Aconoidasida, Haemosporida, Plasmodiidae. The transcript has a single exon.